AAGAGGAGGUCGUGGAUGGAGACGAGACGAGAAGGAAGCGACGGGCUCCAUCACGAUUUGGGCCGAAACAAGGCCCAGUUCAAGCCCAACCCCAACCAGCCGGCCCAGACUGCAGCAUACAAGUACUUACUAACUAGAAGCAGCAGCAGCAGCAGCAGAAGCAGAACAGAAGAAGAAACCCUAGAUCUCCUCCUCCUCUCCAUGCCGCCGUCUUCGGCCCUCGGCAAGCGCGACGGCGGGGACGGCUUCCUGGCCGCCCUCUCCCGGUCGCAGGUGGCGGCGCACGGUCGCGAGGCGGCCACCAUGGCCAAGAAGCUGCUGCGGAGCACGGGCAAGGCGGCGUGGAUCGCGGGCACCACCUUCCUGGUGCUCGUGGUGCCGCUCAUCAUCGAGAUGGAUCGGGAGCAGCAGCUCAACGACCUCGAGCUGCAGCAGCAGACGCUCCUGGGAGGCCCUCCGCCGCCGCCGCCGAUCAAGUAGAUUGUAAGAAUGCUACUCUACUAGCAUGCAACAACAACUCUAGUUCAGUUCGGUUUGCCUUCCUUCCAUGAGAUUUCAGUUCGGGUAAUAUUAAUCAAUUGUGCCUGCUUUCCUUGUGUUUGUCAGCACUACACUAUAAUAGUUGGUAUGCCUGCGAUUGAAUCUGAAUAAUUAAUUCAGUAUC
Molecule: messenger RNA, 664 nt
Organism: Panicum virgatum (switchgrass)
Lineage: Eukaryota; Viridiplantae; Streptophyta; Magnoliopsida; Poales; Poaceae
Product: mitochondrial import receptor subunit TOM9-2-like
Exons: 1
Coding region: 16-480 (154 amino acids)
Biological process (GO): intracellular protein transport
Cellular component (GO): mitochondrial outer membrane
Source: RefSeq, a predicted model, not a curated record